GGCAUGAUCGACUUCAUGAAUGAGGUUGGCUUGCUGAAGGCAGAGUUUCAGGUGGAGUAUCUCAACGCUGCGCUGGCUGCGUUGGCUGCCGCGACGGAUAGCAUCAAGGGGGUCGCCAGUGUAGGAGCAUCCGGUGACGCGAGCUGGACCGGUGAGAUCCCAGAAGCGAAGGCGGAUGACUUCGACGUGGUCAGGCCGAUUUUCAUGGCAGCAGUUGCAGAGCUAGACGGCGACGCCUUCUCCCAGAAGGCCCAGGGUCUCGAGGAGUGCAUCCUCGAGUCCAGCAACAAAGUGAUGAAGGCUGCCAGCGUCGCGCGGGCGACGGCCAAGGCUCUGCGCGCUUGGGGUGCGCAUCAGAAGGAUCAGAACGGUGCCGAGCUGCGGAGGGAGCUUCGCAAGGCGCUGAAAGCGGUCACGGACCACCCGUCGCUUGGCAACAGCUCGUGCGAGAUGCAAGCUGCCGUGCGCAAGUGGGCGUUCGACGCCGCCCAG
Molecule: messenger RNA, 492 nt
Organism: Prorocentrum cordatum
Lineage: Eukaryota; Dinophyceae; Prorocentrales; Prorocentraceae
Source: the annotation of a GenBank genome assembly